AUGGGCCAAUGCUGCACAACCGGAGCCGGGCAGGCUGCCGCUGCCGACGCGGCGGAGGAGGCUGGCCCACCGGCGCCACCAAAGUCGCCGCGCGGGGACAACGCGUCAACCAACGACGCCCCGGCGGCCACUCCUGCCGGCACCAAUGCGGCUGCCGAUGCCAACGCCAGUGCCAAGGCGCCGUCGGUCCCCGUGGGCGAGGUGCUGGGGCGGCCCAUGGAGGACGUGCGCGCAACGUACACCAUCGGCGAGGAGCUCGGGCGCGGCCAGUUCGGCGUCACCUACCUGUGCACCAACACGGGGACGGGGGAGAAGCUGGCGUGCAAGACGAUCGCGAAGCGGAAGCUGUCGGGGAAGGAGGACGUGGAGGACGUCCGUCGCGAGGUGGAGAUCAUGCACCACCUCUCCGGCCAGCCCAACAUCGUGGACCUCCGCGGCGCCUACGAGGACAAGCACAACGUGCACCUCGUCAUGGAGCUCUGCGCCGGCGGGGAGCUCUUCGACCGGAUCAUCGCCAAGGGCCACUACACGGAGCGCGCCGCGGCGUCGCUGCUCCGCUCCGUCGUCGGCACCGUGCAGACGUUCCACUCCAUGGGGGUGAUGCACCGGGACCUCAAGCCGGAGAACUUCCUCAUGCUCAACAGGGACGAGUCGUCGCCGAUCAAGGCCACCGACUUCGGCCUCUCCGUCUUCUUCAAGGAAGGCGACGUGUUCAAGGACAUCGUCGGCAGCGCCUACUACAUCGCGCCGGAGGUGCUCAAGCGCAAGUACGGCCACGAGGCUGACGUGUGGAGCAUGGGCGUCAUGCUCUACAUCUUCCUCUCCGGCGUCCCUCCCUUCUGGGCGGAGAACGAGAACGCCAUCUUCACCGCCAUCCUCCGGGGCGAGAUCGACUUCGUCAGCGAUCCCUGGCCCAACAUCUCCGACGGGGCCAAGGAUCUCGUCAGGAAGAUGCUCCAUAUCAAUCCCAAGGAGAGGCUCACGGCCAUCCAAGUCCUCAAUCACCCAUGGAUCAAGGAAGACGGAGAAGCGCCCGAUACACCCCUCGACAACGUCGUUCUCGACAGGAUGAAGCAAUUCGUGGCCAUGAACCAGUUCAAGAAAGCUGCGCUGAGGGUCAUAGCCGGGUGCCUGUCAGAGGAAGAGAUCAAGGGGCUCAAGGAGAUGUUCAAGAACAUUGACAAGGACAACAGCGGCACGAUCACGCUCGAAGAGCUCAAGAACGGGCUUGCCAAGCAGGGCACCAAGCUCUCAGACAAUGAAAUUCAGCAACUGAUGAAAGCUGCCGAUGCCGAUGGCAAUGGGUUGAUCGACUACGAGGAGUUCGUCACCGCAACGGUGCACAUGAACAGAAUGGACAGGGAGGAGCACCUCUACACUGCAUUCCAGUACUUUGACAAGGACAACAGUGGGUACAUUACGAAAGAGGAGCUGGAGCAAGCCUUGCAGGAGCAAAAGCUGUAUGACGCUGAGGAGUUCAAAGAAGUCAUCUCUGAAGCCGAUGCCGACAAUGACGGGAGGAUAGAUUAUUCAGAGUUCGUGGCGAUGAUGAGGAAAGGAACAGGUGGCGCGGAGCCAUCGAACCCAAAGAAGAGGAGAGACUUAGUCCUAGAGUGA
Molecule: messenger RNA, 1617 nt
Organism: Lolium rigidum
Lineage: Eukaryota; Viridiplantae; Streptophyta; Magnoliopsida; Poales; Poaceae
Product: calcium-dependent protein kinase 25-like
Exons: 6
Coding region: 1-1617 (538 amino acids)
Biological process (GO): intracellular signal transduction; protein autophosphorylation; peptidyl-serine phosphorylation
Cellular component (GO): nucleus; cytoplasm
Molecular function (GO): calcium-dependent protein serine/threonine kinase activity; calcium/calmodulin-dependent protein kinase activity; ATP binding
Source: RefSeq, a predicted model, not a curated record